AUGAAUCGUCAACCUACCAGAGAAGACAUUCAAAAGGCGAUUCAGCGUUGCCAUCAAUUGAAACAACAAUAUGGAGACCAAGUUAAUGUUGUUCCUGAAUUUGUUAGAUUAAGCAAGUUCUUGAAUACUUUGAGGAUGCAUCAACAGCGUUUUCAACAGCAAUACCAACAACAACAACAACAACAACAGCAACAACAACAACAACAACAAAGUCUAAAUCAUUCACAACAAUCGCCAUUGCUACAAAAUACACAAGGUCAGACUCCACAACAACCUCCGACUCCUCAACAGUUUUCUAAUUUUAAUCAAAACGGUUAUAAUGGUCAACAGUUUUCUUCUCAGGCACACUCACCUGCUAUUGGUGGCUCUUUAUCGACUUCUGGUAAUGGAACUCCAUUAGUACAAAAUGCCAAUUUGAUGACAGGAAAGAAAAAUGCAAGAACACCAAAUACCCAAUUUGCUAAUCAGGCAGCAGUAGGAACGCCGUUACAACAACAACAGCCUUUACCUCAGGGAAACAAUUCGAAUCCUAUGCUAAACCUGAUGGGGCAGCAACAACCUCAAUCUCAACAACGUCAGCAAAACCAACCACCAAGUCCCCAAUCAGCAUUCACUAAUCAACAAUUCCAAUUAUUGAAGUCUCAACUUCAAGCAUUCAAGUAUUUUGUUAGAGCACCAGGCCAGGGCCAAGGUCAGAUACCACAAAAUUUAAUUGCAUAUGUUUCGAAUCCGUCAUCAGCAAUGGCUAAUGAUAUGUACUUGCCAGCGGUGAACCGACCCCAGACAAAUGGCAUGGAUCGUAUGAUGCAGAUGCCACAAUCCAUCCCUUCACAACUGCCACAAUUCACUCCUCAACAACAAAAUGAUUUGCUGAAUCUGAAACCAAAAUCUGCUGGAGGCACCCCUGAAGUCCCAGAAAAGAAAAAGGGGAAGCGAGGACCUAAACCAAAGAAUCCCAAAAAACCUACAAAGAAGCAGUUGAGAGAAGAAGAACAGAGACUUGCGUUAGAAAAGCAAAGACAAGAACUUGAACAAAAUAGAAUUAAGAAUAGUGCUCCUCAAGCAUUUCCACCUCAAACAGGUUUACAAGGACAAACCCCUUUCCCACCACAACAGCAACAAGCACCUCCACCUCCAUCGGCUUCAGUAUCAUCGAUUCCACCAGGUGGGCUAGCACAGCAGCAGCAGCAGCAGCAGCCAUCGCGCCCAGUUACUAAACCUGCUACACCCCAACCAUUAUUUCCUGACCCAUCUCCUCCAGUUAAUAUAAAGAGUGUAGUGCCCGAUAGAGCAAACAACAACAAGGUAAUAAUACCAGUAACUAAGCCAAAUAUUGAAGUGGACACAUUUGAGUUAUUUGACAUCAUUAGUGAUGAAGUGAAAGAUAUACCGUUUAAUACUUUAUAUGCCCCACAGAGCAGAUUUCAGAUUCCUUCGUUUUUGCCUGAUGGUAUAAGUAUGGAAGAUAUUUAUGUAAACAGAGAAGGAUAUAUGCAAAUUACAAUAGAACAAGAAAAAGAGAGAUUAAGAAAAGAGAUUGAGAGUUUGGAUGACAAAGAUACCGAGAAAAAAAUUGAACUUGAAACACAACUAAGUCUGCUAGAUUUAAUUCCUUAUCAGAAAGAUUUACGUGGCAAAGUGCUUAUACAGUCUUGGUUUGGGAAAUCAUUACUUCCCAACUCACAUCCAAACUUUUUAGCAAGGUUUAGUUCAUUAUCUUUGGACAGUGUUCAUAUGACGACAGAUCUCUAUAGACUCCAAUUAGAAUCCUUGAUGAAGGAACAAAAUCAGAAACAUAGCAAAACUAUCGAAGAAAUCAUAAGUUUCAGUGACAGAAGCAGUAUCAAAGCUGCUAGAAGGUCAGACCGGUUAUCAAGGUUUAUGACCAAGAUUAAUAAUUUCCACAAUCAAACUGCGAAGGAAGAACAGAAGAAGUUGGAAAGAAUGGCUAAACAACGUUUGCAAGCAUUGAAACUGAAUGAUGAAGAGGCUUAUUUGAAAUUGUUAGAUCAUACAAAGGAUACCAGAAUCACUCAUUUGUUGGAACAAACAAACCAAUUUUUGGACUCCUUGGCUCUUGCAGUUCAAAGUCAACAAAGGGAAGCAAAAGAUAAUUUAGCAAAUUCAGGGCGUGCGAUUGAACCAACCCCAGCUGAACCUCUUGAUGACGACAAAAGAGAAAAGAUUGAUUAUUAUAAUGUUGCUCAUAGAAUUAAAGAAGAAGUCACCAAACAACCUUCGAUAUUGGUUGGGGGUACUUUGAAAGAGUAUCAAUUGAAAGGUUUACAAUGGAUGGUUUCGUUGUUUAAUAAUCAUUUGAACGGUAUCUUAGCAGAUGAGAUGGGUUUGGGUAAAACAAUUCAAACUAUUUCAUUACUUACAUAUCUUGUGGAAGUUAAAAAGAUUACUGGUCCAUUUUUAGUGAUUGUCCCGUUAUCAACAGUAACUAAUUGGAAUUUGGAAUUUGAAAAAUGGGCUCCAUCAAUUAAGAAAAUCACUUAUAAGGGUACUCCAAAUCAACGUAAAGUGAUGCAACACGACAUUAGAACAGGGAAUUUCCAACUAGUAUUAACUACAUUUGAAUACAUCAUCAAGGAUAAGACAUUAUUGGGUAGAGUCAAAUGGGUUCAUAUGAUUAUUGACGAAGGUCAUCGUAUGAAGAAUGCUAAUUCCAAAUUAUCCGAGACAUUAACACAGAAUUACCAUAGUGAUUAUCGUUUGAUUUUGACGGGUACACCUUUGCAAAACAAUUUACCAGAAUUAUGGGCAUUAUUGAACUUUGUUUUGCCAAAGAUUUUCAAUUCGGUAAAAUCAUUUGAUGAAUGGUUUAACACACCAUUUGCAAACACUGGUGGUCAAGAUAAGAUAGAAUUGACAGAAGAAGAAACUUUGUUGGUAAUUAGAAGAUUGCACAAAGUUUUAAGACCUUUCCUUUUGAGAAGAUUGAAAAAAGAUGUUGAAAAAGAUUUACCAAACAAAGUGGAAAAAGUUGUUAAAUGUAAGUUAUCAGCAUUGCAAUCUAAAUUGUACCAACAAAUGUUGAGGUAUAAUAUGUUGUAUGCUGGUGAUCCUAGCAAUGGAUCGGUUCCUGUUACCAUUAAAAAUGCAAAUAACCAAAUAAUGCAAUUAAAGAAGAUUUGUAAUCACCCUUUUGUUUAUGAAGAAGUUGAACAUUUGAUUAAUCCUACUAUUGAUACCAACGAUCAGAUUUGGAGAGUAGCUGGUAAAUUUGAAUUAUUGGACAAAGUGUUACCUAAAUUUAAAGCAACUGGUCACAAAGUUUUAAUUUUUUUCCAAAUGACUCAAAUUAUGAAUAUUAUGGAAGAUUUUUUACGAUUCAGAGAUAUGAAAUAUAUGAGAUUAGAUGGUGGAACCAAAGCUGAUGAUAGAACUGAUUUAUUGAAAAGUUUUAAUGCUCCUGAUUCAGAUUAUUUUUGUUUUCUUUUAUCUACUCGUGCUGGUGGUUUGGGUCUUAAUUUGCAAACUGCUGAUACAGUUAUUAUUUUUGAUACUGAUUGGAACCCACAUCAAGAUUUACAAGCACAAGAUAGAGCUCAUCGUAUUGGUCAAAAGAAUGAAGUUAGAAUAUUAAGAUUGAUCACUGAAAAUUCAGUGGAAGAAAUGAUUUUGGAAAGAGCUCAUAAAAAAUUGGAGAUUGACGGUAAGGUUAUUCAAGCAGGUAAAUUCGAUAAUAAAUCCACUGCUGAAGAACAAGAAGCUAUGUUAAGGGCAUUAAUAGAAAAAGAAGAAGAGCGUAGACAAAAAGGUGGUACUGAAGAUGAAGAAGAGGAUUUAGAUGAUGAUGAAUUGAACCAAAUUAUUGCCAGAAAUGAAAAUGAGUUGGUAGUAUUUAAGAAAAUGGAUGAAGAAAGAUACCUUGCCACAAAGAAUGCUUCAUACCCAGCAAGAUUGUUUACUGAAGAAGAGUUACCCGAGAUUUAUAAGAAGGAUCCAGAAGAACUUCUCAAGAAAGAGGAUGUUGCACUGGAAGAAUAUGGGCGUGGUGCUAGAGAAAGACGAACAUUACAAUAUGAUGACAAUUUAACUGAAGAACAAUGGUUAAGAAAAAUUGAAGGUAUGGUUUCUGACGACGACGAUGAUGAUGAUGACGACAACGUUGAUAGGAGUGAUUCUGAAAUGGAAGCCAAACCGAAAAAACCAAAAGGAAGAAGAGGUCGGAAACCCAAAAUUGCACGUGUUGAAGACGAAGAAAGUCAAACUGAAUCCGAUGCUAUUUCUAUUAAACGUCAGUUACCGGAAGAUGGAGAUGACUUUGUUCCACCAAAGAGACAGAAAUCAUCUACACCAGCUGGUAGUACUACUGCUUCUUCUGGCAGAGGUAGAGGAAGGGGCCGCGGUAGAGGUCGUGGACGUGGAAGAGGAAGAGGAAGAGGGUCUUUAUUAUCUCGUUAUACACCUUCUGUUGAUCCUUUAACUGCAGACGAGAGAUCUACCUUACAAAACCAAAUUGAAAACAUAUUGGGGUUGAUUAUAAAUUAUAAGAAUGAACAUGAUAGAAAAUUGAGUGAAUUAUUUUUAGUGAAACCACCGAAAAGAUUUUAUCCUGAUUAUUAUGUAUUGAUCAAGCAUCCAAUUGCCCUUGAUGUGAUUAAAAAGAGAACAUCAUCAAAGUCAUAUAGUAAGAUUAGAGAAUUUUUGGAGGAUAUUCAUUUAAUGUUCACUAAUGCAAAGAUUUAUAAUGAAGAAGGUUCUAUUGUUUAUCAAGAUGCAGCAUUUUUGGAAAGAUUAUCAAUGGAUAAAUUCAAAGAAUUGGCAGCAAAUCUUCCCCAAGAAGAAAUCAAUAAGAUUUUAGAUUUCACUGAGUUUGAUGAAAUGUUUAGUUUAAAACCAUUAGUUCCUUCCACUGCUAUUAAGCAACCAAUUGAAGCAAAAUUAGAAAAAAUAGAUAAAGGUGAAGCAAUUGAUAGUCCAUUACUCAAUGCUUCUACUACUGCUGGAACAGAAGAAUCCACACCAGCAAAUUUUGAUUGA
This is a messenger RNA of Candida dubliniensis CD36, 4992 nucleotides long. RefSeq names its product SWI/SNF catalytic subunit (gene SNF2). Gene Ontology annotation, biological process: positive regulation of transcription by RNA polymerase II. NCBI's taxonomy places the organism in Eukaryota, Fungi, Ascomycota, Pichiomycetes, Serinales, Debaryomycetaceae. The transcript has a single exon. The record is from RefSeq and is a predicted model, not a curated record. Bases 1 to 4992 code for a protein of 1663 amino acids. Gene Ontology annotation, molecular function: histone binding; ATP-dependent chromatin remodeler activity; DNA binding. Gene Ontology annotation, cellular component: nucleus.